CAGAAGCGAACAUGAACUCAACCAGAGCUAUGGACAGCCUGAACAGUGCUUUCUCAAAGAACUUCAUCACCUUUGCUUUUGGUUUUAUCAUCAACUGCAUCAACGGAGCUUUUGUCUACACCUACUUCAGGAGCGAAGCCUUCCAGCGGGACCCCAGGUACGUGCUGUACAUCCACCUGGUGAUCAAUGACAUGAUUAUGCUGACAGUUUCUGUGGCGCUGCAGAUCAUUACCUACACCGUUCCCCUGACCUUCGCUCCCUGCUGCAUCAUGCUGCUCAUCUUAGUCACGACCAACAAGAACAGCCCUCUGAACCUGGCCGGCAUGGCAGUCGAGCGUUACAUCGCUGUUUGCAGACCUCUUCAUCACGUCCAGAUGUGCACGGUGCAGAGAGCCUAUGCUCUGAUUGCACUGAUCUGGGGCAUCUCCUUCAUCCCCGCCCUCACAGACAUCAUCAUCCUCCUCACCACUCAGCCCCUCUCUGUCUUCUCCAGGACAGUCAUCUGUUACCCUUCCUACAUCUACAACACGGUGCACCACAAAGCUCAAAGCCUGGUUGUCCAGGUCCUUCUGUUUUCCUUUGUCUUCCUGACCUUGAUCUUCACCUACCUGAAGGUCCUCUUCGCUGCCCGGGCGGUUUCUGGUUCUGACCAGGCCUCGGCCAGAAACGCCCGCAACACCAUCCUGCUGCACGGAGUCCAGCUCCUCAUCUGCAUGUUGUCGUUCUUGGCUCCCCUCAUCAACAUAGUGUUACUCACCACUUGGCCCCAUGACCGCACCAAAAUCCUCUUCAGCGUCUUUCUGUUUACCAAUGUGCUUCCACGUCUGCUCAGUCCGCUCAUCUACGGCGUCAGAGACAAGAAGUUCAGCAGCCACAUCAGGUUGCACUUCUUCUGUAAUAAAAAAGAAAAGAAGCUGAAUGCGGUGGGACCACGGAGAAGGACAGGUACCACAGUGAAUGGCCUUCAGAAACUUCAUCUUUAAUUUGUAUGUUUUGGUCCAUGAU
Molecule: messenger RNA, 1005 nt
Organism: Toxotes jaculatrix (banded archerfish)
Lineage: Eukaryota; Metazoa; Chordata; Actinopteri; Toxotidae
Product: odorant receptor 131-2-like
Exons: 4
Coding region: 12-983 (323 amino acids)
Biological process (GO): G protein-coupled receptor signaling pathway
Cellular component (GO): membrane
Molecular function (GO): G protein-coupled receptor activity
Source: RefSeq, a predicted model, not a curated record